AUGAUUUAAUCUGAGGAACAAUAAUGCAGUAAUAAUUCAAUCGAUACUCUUCAAUAAUAUGCAAACUAACUUGAAUAGGCCAUUAUUCAAAAGCAAUAAUCAAUUGAAGCUUAGAGGAUAAAAUUUUUUGAAAUAAUAAAAAAGAUUUCUUUUGAUUUUGAUGUACAUAAUAUUGAACCUCAGGAAAUUGAAUCCUAUUUGAAAUCUAUAGCCCUAAUCCCUGAAGAUUUUGAUGAACCAUUAAUAAAAAAGAAGAAUAAAAAUAAUAUAAUAAGAAUUAAAAUGGUAUAGGAAUAGCAACCUGUUUCGGAAGUGCCAUCAAAAUAAAAAAGAAAAUAUACAAAAAAAUAACCAUCAGAGGAAAAACAAUAGCAAAAAAGAAAGAGGAGGACAAAAAAGGAAAUGGAAAGUGCAAGAAUGCAAGAAUAAAAAUAAUAAUGA
This is a messenger RNA of Paramecium tetraurelia, 441 nucleotides long. RefSeq lists its product as uncharacterized. The transcript has 2 exons. The record is from RefSeq and is a predicted model, not a curated record. NCBI's taxonomy places the organism in Eukaryota, Ciliophora, Oligohymenophorea, Peniculida, Parameciidae.